Oikopleura dioica is the source of this 1566-nucleotide messenger RNA. NCBI's taxonomy places the organism in Eukaryota, Metazoa, Chordata, Appendicularia, Copelata, Oikopleuridae. The record is from the annotation of a GenBank genome assembly.
AUGCUAGGCAUAUUCUUUUUACAGACGGCGCAUUCGAUGAUCAUUCAUCAAGAACUCUUAGUGGAGCCAGAAGUCAUCGUUCCUGAGGAUACAAUUUACCUCCCGCAAGUUUACAGAGAGAUUGAUUUGACCUGCUCUGGUCAAGAAGACUUACCAGACGGCGGGCGUUUCUCGUCGCCUGGUUGGACCGAGGAAUUUGUCUACGCAAAUAAUCUCAACUGCAGCUGGACUCUUGGUCGCCGUGGCUGCACUACGGAAGUUGACUUCUACGAGAUCGACAUUGAAGAUCUCCAUCUUCUCCGAAAGUGCCCUUACGACAAACUCACUAUCUCAACAGGCGACCAGCAAUUAAACCGGGAACUGUGUGGUCGCUCUCCCCAGAAAUAUUCCGCGUUUUUGGCCCUAUUAGUGUCAAAUUUUCAUCAGACAAGACGCGAAAACGACGUAGAGUAUGAAGCCAUCAUACUCGAAAGUUCUGGAAUCGGCUCUGGCGACGGCUCCGGAGAGGAAAUUCAAAUCGACGUGCUUGACUUAGUAAACGAAGAAAGUGUUUUCCUCGAGUACAAUCCAUUCGACUACAUGUCGGAUUUCCCCAUCAGAUCUGAUCAAAACCAGAUGAAACUGCGAUCUCGAUCAAUCGUUACAAAUGAUCCAAAGUCGACUCCGAAAAGAGCCAGAACUCAGCAUCAACCAAACGAGUUUGAGAAGAUUUUCCCCGAUAAAGUGACUUCCUACGGCCAGUUUGGAAAAUGCGAAGGAUCUGAGUGCGAUGGAGUACCCGCUGAAACGAUCCAAAUAAGUAAAGGAAGAUUCUGCGAAAUCUGUGUCGAAAAGGAACGCGGCGAAGAACAAGUCGAAGGCCGAAAAUUUGACAAAUCCGACGCAAAAUUUCGAUGCCCAGCGUUCUCUGCAACUGAAAGCUGCAAAUCGGAGAAUCUCUCGUUCCAAGAGUUCUACCUCGGUUCUUGCUGUGAGCCGGGCUCAAAGUGGUUGACGGAUAAUGAAAAAGCGCAGAGAAAGAAGCUUAUCAUCAUCAAGAAUAUCCAUGCCGAAGCGAAGCGUGAGCAAACGAAACUUGAGGCUGAAUCUAAACAGCAAAAGUGGACCGUUCAGAGAAUGGAGAAACUGCAAAGCAAGAAAAAACAAAUGGCAAACACUUUGAGCGAAUGCUAUCAAAAGAUUUUGGAGGAGAUUGAGGAAAUCGCACCAAAAAUUGAAGACGCCAGGAAAACUCACGAAGGAAGUACGAAAAGGCUGCUUGAGAAGGAAAAAGAAGUUGACAUGGUCGCGAAGCGUUACAAACAGCUCUCUUACGAGUAUCACGCUGUUGAAGUCAAGGAGAAAUCUGCCAAAGAAAAAAUGAAAGGUAAUGGGAGGUGCAAAGUAUGCCUGGAAGAAUACAGCAACAAUUCGCUCCACCAUAAAUGCGCUCUUCGCAAAUGUGGGCAUGUCUCAUGCAAGGAAUGCUUGGAACGGAUUCUUACGGAAAGCUACAACGAUUACGCGCUUUGUCCCCACUGCCGAAAGAGCUUUACCGGUUUUGACCUCGUCCGUAUCAAUGAAUAG